Molecule: messenger RNA, 2092 nt
Organism: Engraulis encrasicolus (European anchovy)
Lineage: Eukaryota; Metazoa; Chordata; Actinopteri; Clupeiformes; Engraulidae
Gene: nmi
Product: N-myc (and STAT) interactor
Exons: 9
Coding region: 64-1188 (374 amino acids)
Cellular component (GO): cytoplasm
Source: RefSeq, a predicted model, not a curated record
GUCGAGAAGGAAAUCGGGUGAACAGUCCAAGCGCGUCGAGGCAAGGUUACUUUCGAUUUCGCGAUGGCAGAUCCUUCGAUUGACGGGCAGCCUCUCUGCACUGAUGAUGAACAGGCUCUCGUCCAGGCAAAGGCAGAGCUGGAGCAAUGGAAGAGCAAGCUUGAGAAGGCAGAUGAUGAAAAGUCAAGGCUGACCCUGGACAAACUGGACACUGAUGAGAGGAAGAAAGAAGCUCAGAGUGCUGUCACUUCGCUCAUGGAUGCACAGGGCCGACUUGCUCUAGAAGUCGCAAACAAAAUGAAGGAGAUUGAGGUACAAAUCCAAGGCAUUGAGAAGGACAGUGCUCACUUGAGAAGUAACCUGGAGAGGUUGUGUGAAGAAAGGAAAGCAAAGAAGGCAGAAACAGACUGCCUUCAGAGGAGGUUUAAGAUCAGAGCUGCGAUCCCGGAAAAGCGCAUUAAGUUCUGUGGUGUGGAGAAAGCAGAGAGGGAUGGCCUGUGCUGUGACACUGAAGGGGUUUUCACCAUCACCCAAAGGCCCUGCACUCUACUCAGUGGCGGGGAGGCGCUCAUCACCUUUGAGGAGGAGAAAGUGGCUCAGCAGAUCCUGCGCCUGGCCAAGUGCUCCGUGUCUCUUGACAAAGCCAAGAUGGACAUCAAGCCCUUCUGCAUGAACCUGGAGCCCUCGGCCAAAUUCGAGGUGCACCUGAUUGUGUCCAAGAGGACUGUGCAAGUCACUCAGAUCCCCCCCGCCCUCCCAGACGAGCGCAUGAGAGACAGGCUGGAGAUCAGCUUCUCCAAGCCCAGCCUCGGAGGGGGAGAGGUCGAGAGGGUCUCUUACGACAGAAGCAUUGGGACGGCUCAGAUCACCUUCCUCAACACUGGAGUUGCUGAGAGAUUGGCCCUGAAACGGAGACAUCCUCUGGACACUGGCAUGGGAGAAAUGAUGGUGGACGUCAAGCCUCUCUACAGCUACCAGCUGAAAAAGUUCCAGACGUACUGUGGUGCGCCGGUGCGCUCCAUCCUGCUGAGGGGCAUCCAGGACGUGAUGGAGGAGGAGGACCUUCAGGACCACCUGGAGAUCCACUUCCAGAAGCCCAGCAACUACGGAGGAGAGGUGGAGAGCAUCAAGUAUGUAGCCCAUGGUAACGAGGCCAAGGCCUUCUUCACUGAGGACACGGCCAUGUGAUCUUGUUAUACCACAGAGGACCUGACCAUGUGCAGAGUACAGAAGUACUGUUAUGAUCAUAAUAAUUACAACAGUACAGAACCUACGUGAAAUCAUACUACUAGUGUAGUAAUUACAUUUGUUGCUGUACUUCUACUUGUGCUUUAUACUGUCCUUCAAAGGCAAAGUGCAGCAACUACCCCAGCAUUGAAAGUGACUCGUGAGAAGAAUGCCGUAAAAGUAUUGGUAUUAGGUUGGCUAUUGUACUUACAGCAAAAUUGACAUGGCAAUGUCUCUGGAACGGGACACCUUUGGGCCAUAAGGCUUUGUCACAAGAUGAAGGAGGUACAAUGAAGAGCACUUUCAGCUGGAACUCAAUGCUGACAAAAUAUGUAGUUACUGCACUUUGCCUUUGUAGGGCAGUUCCAACUCUGACUGGCCAUGUGAUCCUGUUGUACCUCCAAGGACCUUAUCAUGUGGUCUCUGGAUAGGCCUGGAAUCAAAUUUGUGGCAUGUUUUUUCUUUCUUUCUUUCUGAACUUGGAAUUGACUCCUGAAGUAAUUGCCUUUGGCACAAAACAAAUCAGGAUAUGGUGAAUGUGAAGGGAAAAUAUUUUUCCAUGCAUAUUUAGAUUCAGUCACAAGAUAACAGGGAAUCAUCUUUGGAGAAUUGUUAUUAAACUUAAUCUGUGUAUUGCACUGAAAAUGUGUACCGAGUUAGGUUUUACUACAGUACUGUAAUCACACUAUAAUCCUUAUAUGGUAUCGUUCUCUUGUUCUGGUAAGCAACGUAUUAAGAAUAAAUUAGAAUUAUAAUAAAGCAAUGAAUCUGGGUGUAGGUCAUAAAUGUACUCUUGCCAUGCCAUCAUGUAUCAUUGUAUGGAAACCACUCUUGCAUGCAAGAAAAAUAAAUCACAUGUCUAUCA